AUGGACGGACUAAAUAUUCCUUACAAUCCUCGUACUGUCGACGAAGUCUUUCGGGAUUUCAGAGGCCGCAGAACUGCAUUAAUCAAAGCCCUAUCUACUGAUGUCGACGAGUUCUUCCGGCAGUGUGAUCCCGAUAAGGAAAACCUUUGUCUUUAUGGAUCUCCCAGUGAACAGUGGGAGGUGACCCUGCCAGCUGAAGAAGUGCCGCCUGAGAUUCCGGAGCCAGCAUUGGGUAUUAACUUUGCGAGAGAUGGGAUGCUAGAAAAGGAUUGGCUGUCUUUGGUUGCUGUACACAGUGAUGCUUGGUUAUUAUCAGUGGCUUUUUAUUUCGGUGCUAGGUUUGGAUUCGAUAAAGCUGAUAGGAAAAAACUAUUUGAUAUGAUAAAUGAUCUUCCAACAAUCUUUGAAACUAUUGCGGGGGUUGUCAAGAAACCAGGAAAGGAUAAGUCAUCAUCGGUUUCUAAUAAUAGCAGUACCAAAUCUGAAGCAAAGCCCAAGCAAGGUUCUGAACCUCAGGCAAAAUUUUCAAAACCAAUGGCAAUGCAAAUGCAAAUGCAAAUGCAAAUGCAAUCAAAGGAAAAUGACGAGGACGGUCUAGGCGUGGACGAGGAAGAUGAGGAAUACGAGGAAGACAUGGAAGAUGACGAAGAGCACGGAGAUACUUUGUGUGGGGCAUGCGGAGAGAGCUAUGAAACUAACCAGUUCUGGAUUUGCUGUGACAUUUGUGAGCAGCAAGAGAGCUCGCCCUAG
Molecule: messenger RNA, 750 nt
Organism: Vicia faba (fava bean)
Lineage: Eukaryota; Viridiplantae; Streptophyta; Magnoliopsida; Fabales; Fabaceae
Source: the annotation of a GenBank genome assembly